AUGUGGGAGCGCUUCAAGAAAGCCCUGCUCAACUCGCUGUCCACGCACUUCCUCGCCGCCUGCGCCCGCGUACGGGCCUUCUGGCGCAAAAAUGGCCUCUUGACGCUCUCCAUGCUCUCGGUCGUCACCGGGUGCCUCCUGGGAUUCCUGCUGCGCACUCUGGAGCUGACGGAGCUGGAAAGGCAGUAUUUUUCCUUCCCGGGAGAGCUCCUCAUGAGGAUGCUGAAGAUGCUGAUCCUGCCCCUCAUCACCUCAAGCCUCAUGUCCGGGCUGGCCACCAUGGACUCCAAGGCCUGUGGGAAGAUGGGAGUGAUCACAAUUACCUACUAUCUCUGGACAACCUUCUUGGCUGUGACCAUUGGGAUCAUCCUCGUGGUCAGCAUCCACCCUGGUGCGGCGGCCCAGAAGGAGGAGUAUUCCGUGGGGAAAGUGGUGCUUAGCUCUGCYGAUGCUCUCCUGGAUCUAAUCAGGAACAUGUUUCCUUCCAAUCUCAUCGAAGCUUCAUUCCAGCAGUACCGAACUGUCCUUGUGCCGGUGGUGAAGGCUCCAGGGCUUCCAAAGAUCCCCAGGAAAUCCAUCAAUUUUAUUUACUUUGCACCUGACGACGCAAACCCAGAAAUCCAUCGGCCGGUGUUCCUGGAGAUUACRCCGUCUCCCGAAAUGACCUACAGAACCUUGCCUGGGACCAGCAAUGAAAUGAAUGUCUUGGGGAUCGUCAUCUUCUCAGCAACGAUAGGGCUUCUCUUGGGAAAAAUGGGCGAGCGAGGAGCUCCGCUGGUGAACGUGUGCCAGUGCCUCAACGAGGCCGUCAUGAAGAUYGUCUCCAUGGCCGUCUGGUACUUCCCUUUUGGCAUCGUGUUUCUCAUAGCUGGGAAGAUACUGGAUAUGGAAGAUCCCUCUGUUACAGGAAAGAAGCUGGGCCUGUAUGCCAUUACCGUGGUGUCCGGGCUGGCCGUCCACGGACUUGUCCUCUUACCUUUGCUCUUCACACUCAUUACUAAGAAAAACCCCUUUGCUUUCAUUCGGGGGAUAUUGCAAGCCUUGCUGAUUGCCUUAGCUACGUCUUCCAGCUCAGCAACCUUGCCCAUCACUCUGAAGUGUCUUCUGGAGAACAACGGGAUAGACAGACGAGUGGCACGGUUCGUCCUUCCCGUUGGCGCGACCAUAAAUAUGGACGGCACUGCGCUCUACGAAGCGGUCGCUGCUAUUUUUAUUGCUCAGGUUAAUGAAUAUGAUUUGGAUUUGGGACAAAUUAUAACUAUCAGCAUAACAGCAACCGCAGCCAGCAUUGGUGCCGCYGGGAUCCCCCAGUCGGGGCUCGUCACCAUGGUCAUCGUGCUCACCUCUGUUGGGCUGCCAACCGAUGACAUUACGCUCAUCAUCGCCGUAGACUGGGCUCUGGACCGAUUUCGAACCAUGACCAACGUCCUUGGCGAUGCACUGGCCGCUGGUAUCAUAGCACAUGUCUGUGAGAAAGACUUUGCCCCCAAGCCCCCAAAACAAGAUCCAGCCAGCAGCACAGACAAGUUUCCGUCUGUGGAGAUCUCGCUUCUGCAGCCCAAAGAUAACGUGAUUGAAAUGAUUGAAGAAACCUUGGCCGAGCAGACAGGAAUUCACUAUAACAUCUGUCAGGUGUAGGUCGCAGCCACCUCACUCCUGGGAAAGGGAUUUUGGUGCUAAAAUACUGACAUUMUGAAUGUCAUAUAUGGAUGCUCUGUAAGAGGAAAGCCUUACUUAGUGUGUGCGCACACACAAAAAACAAACAACAAGAA
This is a messenger RNA of Nothoprocta perdicaria, 1772 nucleotides long. Its product is annotated as excitatory amino acid transporter 5-like. The record is from RefSeq and is a predicted model, not a curated record. The transcript is spliced from 11 exons. Gene Ontology annotation, cellular component: plasma membrane. Gene Ontology annotation, biological process: L-glutamate transmembrane transport. Gene Ontology annotation, molecular function: glutamate:sodium symporter activity; L-glutamate transmembrane transporter activity; neutral L-amino acid transmembrane transporter activity. Bases 1 to 1638 code for a protein of 545 amino acids. NCBI's taxonomy places the organism in Eukaryota, Metazoa, Chordata, Aves, Tinamiformes, Tinamidae.